Etheostoma spectabile (orangethroat darter) is the source of this 2300-nucleotide messenger RNA. RefSeq names its product SRR1 domain containing (gene srrd). The record is from RefSeq and is a predicted model, not a curated record. Lineage: Eukaryota; Metazoa; Chordata; Actinopteri; Perciformes; Percidae. The coding region runs from base 148 to 1053 and encodes 301 amino acids. Gene Ontology annotation, cellular component: cytoplasm; nucleus. The transcript has 6 exons.
AAUGCGUGUGUUACACUCAAAAUAGUCCCAUUUGCUUCAGAAUCGCCAACCCGUGGCAGCACUUCUCCACAUUGGAACUUUGUUAAUACAUCUAUUUGUAUCACAUUUCUUUGUAUGUGUGUGUAGGGCACCGGUAAAUUAUUAUAGAUGUCGGACACCGGGGAGGAGUGGCAGGUGGCCCGGCGACGAAAAGGUGCAGCGCGAAAAUCCAAACCAAUUCAGGUGUCCUCACAUUCAUCAUGCUGCCAGGAGCAGCUGGACAUCGGGAAAACUGUUAAACGAAUCCGAGACACAGUGUCUGAGCUAAGAUCCGAGGAGUUUUGUCAACUGUGGAAAGGACACUUGUCUUCAGAGCAGUUGCUUGUGGCAGGAUCAGCAGCCCUCUCAAAACCUCCAGAGAACAGGGACACCGAGGCCACCACCGACCAGCUGGGGAACCGCAGAGAUGGCAGACAAUGUCCACAGCUGGAGUGUGUUUGUUAUGGCCUUGGCUCCUUUUCCUCCUGUGUCUCAGCUCGCUUCCAGCUUGCCAUGUUGCUGCUGCUGCUGGAUGCAGGACAGAUUCCACUAAGGGACUGCUCUGUUUAUGACCCCAUGUUCUCAUCUGGAGAGAGGGAUGUCUUAAGAGAGCUGGGUCUGACUGUACUCACAGAAAAUGAGGAGGGGAAGCAUCUGGUGACUAAACCCACACUCUUUUACCUGAUGCAUUGUGGGAAAGCCCUGUACAACAACCUUCUGUGGAAGAAUUGGAGUACAAAAUGUCUUCCUCUGACGAUAAUCAUUGGAAAUAGCUUCACUGGCAUGAUGGACAGAACCAUCGAGAGAGAGUUCAAGCGGGACUACAGCUACAUUACUCAGGCUGUGUCCGUGUGUGAGGAGGGACAGCUGCCUUGUCCAUCCCGUCUGAUUGACAUCUUCAGUGACACUGCAGUCAUCACCUUUCCUACCAGCAACCUAAACAAACUCCCACAAUCCACCUGGGCAGAGCCGCCUGAACCAAAGUACCAACACUGCCCUGAUUUGGAGAUAAUUCAGAGGGAAACAAAGAGCUGAGACAGGAGAUAAACAAGAAAUGGACACUUUGUUUUUUUAUUGAUAUAAGCAGUUUACUUUUUUUUUAACCCUGCUUCAAAGCACUGAAUCUCACAAUACUAUCAUGGUAGUUUCUAUCAAGGCCUAAUUUGGGAGAAAACAGUACGGUUGAGUAUCUUGGAUCUGUUCCCAAUACCCUCUGAAAAUCUUGUUAUUGCUGAACAAUUACUCACCUUACUGCAGUUAUGUGCAGGUGUACACCAGGACAAUGUGAUAUCUGUUGGGUAGAGUUAAGUAAAUUGAAGCACAUUUGUGCAAAUAACAUCUUUUUGUGUUGCAUUAAAAUGCGUUGACAAAGAGUUUUAUCGUGUUAACACACCAUAUUUUUGAUACAACAAAAAAUGACGCGUUAACGUGCCAUUUCUGGUUGUGGCCAACGAGAGGCUUUGAAUCAAGGCACUUAUGCAUAUCCUGUAUUUGUACCUGUUAUCUGUUCUGUUCCAUAUAUUUCUGACCACACCUAUCAGGGAUUCUGUGUACAGCUGGGCUUGACCUUACUUGUUAAGCGGUAGGACAUGCACAUCUUCAGAUAUCUAACACUUUUGUAGAGCAUCACACUGCAGCACAAUUUUUACUUUUUAUGUAAAAUAAAAACAUUUUUUAUAUGAUGGUUUUCAAGGUGGCGGCUGUGCCGAUCGCUUUUCACUGUCACUAUUAUGUUAUCAGUGGUUGUCUGGAAGUUGAAAAAACACUCUUGUAAAAUCAUUGUUAGUAAUGUGUACAGCAUUUUUUGUAAAUGGAGAAAAACACAAGUGUCGUCCUUUAUGUAGAGGUUAAGGCCAUUGUCAGGAAUUAAUGGACAGUGGGGGAGGCCAUGCCGUCGUACGGUUGCCUCUGCUGAAGUCCAUUAAUAAAAAAUUGAGUAUUCAACCAGACCAUGGUAUAAAUUUAGAUUAUUCUCCAGAUGUGGCACCAUCUCUUGUUUGCAGGUGGUUUAUUUGCAUUAUACCUUCACAUAUCAUGUUUACAAUUGCAUAUAUUCAGUGUAUAUAUGUCCCAAAAAAGCAACAUCACUGGUAAACCAGAGUAAAAAGUUUAUUGUAAAAAAAAAAAAAAAUAGCACUCAACAGUACAGCCCCCUCCCAGCAUCAUCAACAUCUCCAGCACAAAGUAAUACUCAUCAUCCUCUUACUCUCUGUUACCUGAUUCAUACUCAUUGGCUCAAAUUACAUCUAGCAUCCUGGGAGUUUUUUUUAUUAAUACAGCAG